This is a messenger RNA of Cataglyphis hispanica, 4607 nucleotides long. RefSeq lists its product as uncharacterized. NCBI's taxonomy places the organism in Eukaryota, Metazoa, Arthropoda, Insecta, Hymenoptera, Formicidae. The record is from RefSeq and is a predicted model, not a curated record. The coding region runs from base 1363 to 4425 and encodes 1020 amino acids. Gene Ontology annotation, cellular component: glutamatergic synapse; postsynaptic specialization. The transcript is spliced from 14 exons. Gene Ontology annotation, biological process: signaling. Gene Ontology annotation, molecular function: molecular adaptor activity.
ACGCCUACGGCAUAAGUGUGUAGUUGACAUAUUUAUAUUCGAGACCCUUAAAAAUUCACCGGCUUGUUUGUCCGACAUCUCAUUUUUUCGACGUUAAUUUCUCGUGGCUACUUUUUCUCCUAUCUUACGCACAGUGUUCUCUCCGCAUUUAUAUGAAGUGACACAAGUGGAAAUAAUGUAUCGGUGUUAUAUUCGUGUCAAUCCGGAAAACAUCGACCACUAUUUGCCGGAAGUAAGAAUAGACUUGUCUUUUCAGAACUCUUCAGAAAACUUUUCAGAACUCUUUUUUUAUCGAAAAAAGAAAACAUAAUCGAGAGAACGUUUGUAAAUGGUAAGGUUGUCAAUGUGAGUUUGUGUAAGUGAAAUGACAUAAUCCAAAACGUUAAUUUGAAAAGUACUACAAACGACGAGAUAUAUCUCGCGACAUGCACACGCACCACGCGUGAACAUUUCAAUUAGAGUAGCACGGGCGUAUGCGCACGCUCGCUCGCGUGCAUCGCGAUCACGCAGCGUGAUAAUUACGUCGUAUCAUUCUCCGUGGGAUGAAUGAACGUGAUCCGCGCAUUUUUUUCUCCCUCCUGGCUCGCGACGCAGGGAGAGAGAGAAGAAGAAGGAAGAAGAGAAGGGAGAGAGAAAAGGAGAGCAAAUUGAGGCGAACGAGAGCGGGGCGUGCGUGCUAGUGAAUCGAACGUGCUCGUCGCUUCGAUAAAAACAACCACCCAUUGUGAUAUCGCCGAACACCAAAAAAAUCACGAGAUUGGGAUAAUUAUUCGCGAUUGGGCUUCUGGCGCAAAAUAGAUCGAAGCGGCGACUGUCAACCUUGUAUCGAGAACUGCGACGUAGCGUUGCGCACGUGGAUAGUGUCGAGAAGGCACGAGGACGAACGCGAUCAUCUCGUCGAUCGUUUGGUCGACCAACGAUUCGAAAAAAGCAUACUACGGUGACGUACCGUGCAUCGAAAUGAUUUUCGCGCAUCUUUUUUCUACUGUUGAUAUAAGUGAAAAAUUGUAAGCUUUGAAUUUCCAGUUUUACACGCGACUUUAUACACGAAUAUUUCGUGUAUCAAGUAUUUUUCUUUGGUCUCCUAUGAUUACGGUGCGUCGUAAAAGCAAGUGGAAAGAAUAGAUUUUACGAGGCGAAGUAGUAAGGCGCGAGCAUAAUCGGAAGAGAGAUAAGGAAGACAAGUACGAGGUGAUGUCGAAGGCUUUGACGUUUGACGCAGCGGUUUCCCUCCAUGAUGCGGCGGAGAGAUACGAUGUGGGAGGAUCGAACGAGCAAUAAGGUCGAGAGCAAUUGAACUCUCGACACGUCGGUGAAUUUCGUCGUCGAUGAGGGAGGACGACACCGCUACAUCAGUCGAUCAUGGAGAGGAAAAGCGGAGGUGAGGCGCGGCCGAAGAUCGAGAUUGUGCGCGUCUCGUCCAUCGAGCGGAGCAACUUCCGGCCGCUGGACGGGGUGCAGCUGCGCGCUACAUACAGCCAUGUGCGAGUAGGCACUUAUUGCCCGGAACCGGAAGCGGCCAGUGGACCGACUGCCGAGAACAAGCCGCCGAUCGAGCAAACGCGACGCUUCAAGAAAAACUUGGGACCAGUAUCAAGACUGCUGAGACGUCGUCAUCACGCGACAUGCCUUGCCACCAAAUCCUGUGAUAACAUUUAUAGCGUGAAUAGAAAUAGUAAUUCUCUGGAUUGGAGGGUCGGCCAGAACGCCAACGAACAAGAACUGCAAGCCAGACAGAGUAGCAGCCUGGACUGGAGAGUAGGGAGAUCUGUCACUUUCGGCUCCAAUCAGCUCCAUUGGAGGAAUGCAACGCGAAGCGCCGAGCAGCUCUCCAGGAGCGCGCCUCUCACUUCCGAUCAUCUUCAAACGCCGAGCACGAGAUCGAAACUCGUGUCACUAUUGAGACGACUCUCCCCGCGCCUCUCCCGACCCGGAAGCAAGGGCUCGCUGCAAUCGUCGCCGACGAUUUGUCCCUGGAUCCAGGUCGAGUACUCGACCGAAUCGAUCGAGGGCGGCAGGCGAGAGGAGUCGCAGGAGAGCGAUGUCAGCUUUCAACAGGAGCUGCAAUUGAACGAGCUACGGAAACGAAUGGCUGGGAUUGCCUCCACGUCCCAGGUUACGUCAAAGACCGCAGUCAAGGAUGGCGUAGCGGGACAACCGAAUCUGCCACGACCCAGAAUUCAAGUGCAAGAACCUGAAACCACCGAGUGUAAUCAUCGCAGAGCUGUGCACGAGGAUCGCGUGGACGAGGAACGUCGAGCGAGCGGGCAGACGCGUGGGGGUGGCGAGGUGGCGGGUCUGGAGGACAUUGACGACUCCUGCGUUGCAACGGUGACGUCGUCGGUGCCCGGAGCCGGCGGCAUCCGCUCACAUCGACACAUUAGACCGCUCUCCCUGGCCGUGCAACCCCUCAACUACCAUCGCUUGGACCCGGAUCAAAGACCGUCGGCGACGAUCGGCGCCAGGCAUCACCCCAACAUGACCAGCCAGGAGAGCAUCGGGAGCUGCAGCCUGGACGUCGACCGCUCCGCGUCCGACCGAUCAGAGAACACCGUAGACUCCGUAUCGGAAAAGACGCUGCACAGUUUGAAUCUGUCAGCGUGCAACGGCGAACCAGUGUCGUCACCUGAAAAUUUGGCGAACGGUAGCAGCGAAACGUUACAGAAGUCACACCUCACCCCCGAUGAAAAGAAGCUGAAUGUCAGCAAUGUAUGCGGCAGCCCGGAGUCGGAGCAGGUGACGGCAGCGAAGAAACCAAGUUAUUUGGGACUGGCGUGCAGCAUAAGCGGUUACUCGGGAAUCACUAGGUACGACAGCAAACUGAGGGAAGGAUUCCGCUCGAGAGACAGCAGUCCUGGCACGAGGCUAAUCACGAGGGACACGAGUCCUGCAGGUUUCAGAUCCAACGAGAAUCUCAGCGUUCCAACGCCCCAAUAUCCGCCUAAGAGUCAAUCGAUAUCGCCGCUAGCGAUGGACAGGCAAAACGGAUUUACGAAUGGUAUGAAGGAAGAGUGCAAGGUCGAGACGUACAUGGAGAGCAGAAGCUCGAUCAGCAUAUGUCAGGGUUAUUCAGAAGUCGAUAAGGGAGUAUCGUUACACACGACGUUUCCCGAUCUCAGUCCUAUCAGAAUGAGCACUUCUGCAACUAAACGGAGCCCCGGCUUGUCGCAGAUGAUGUCCUGCGGUCAACAGAACAAGUCCUACAGUACGGGUUUCUCCUCUCCGAAGCAGGACGUUGCUAAUCUGUCAGAUACAUCAUUUAGUGAUGCUAGUAUUUUGAACGGUUCGACGGCGGAAGUUGAAAGUCAAGUGAUAAAUACUUCAUCGAGCAGCGAAAAAUCUUUUAUUCAGCAGCGAGUGGAACGGCUCUAUGGCCCGGGUGCUCUGGCACAGGGUUUUUUCUACAAACGCAGUACCACUAAGCUAAACACCAGUGACAGUAAUUUCAAUAAAUCCAGUAAUAACAAUAACAUGUCGGCAGACAACGCGAAUAUGGAAGAGUCUUUGAAAAAUCUGCCUGUUUUGCGACAUCUGCGCCCGGAAUUUCGGGCACAACUUCCCGUAGUUGGUAGUAGAAAACUUACGGACGGAACGGAACAAGUUAUAAAAUCUCUACAAAGGGUAACACCAACAAGAAAAACAGAGCAAAAGACUCCUACGAAUUUACAGAAUAGCAUAACGAGAAUUCCGAUUACCAUAGAAGAUGACGCACCGAAGCGUGAUACUAGUAAUAAAAGCAUAUCUGAUCAACAGCUAGCGGCGCCGAAAGUAGUGCUACCUGUAUUAGAACCUAGCACUAGUUUGACGAACAUAGCGAAACAGACUCAAGAGACGGAAAAAGUAAUCGAAGAGAAAGAUGGCCAUUACUUUAUGAAGUUAUUGAAACAAGAGACGGAUAGGUUACUCUCGUUGGCCGCAUCUGCAGAGGCUGAAUUAGCCAGCGGCGAUACCGUCGCACUGCCAGAGGAAGCAGCUGGUAAGCUACGAUCUGCUGCGGGAAAAGCAAAAUUGUUAACUUCGCAGAAGAUGCAGCAAUUCGCAGGAUUAUGUCAAAAGAAUAUUAAUCAGGUACCGGGUGAAGAAUUUCCAACGACGAAUGAAGACCUAGCUGGCUUUUGGGAUAUGGUAAUGUUACAGGUUGUACAAGUGAACGAACUUUUUGACCAGAUAGAAAAGCUGAGAACAUCACAGUGGCAAGAGGUCGUGCUGGAUAAGAAAGCUGCGGCAGCCUCGCAACAGAACGGUAAACGACGGGUCAUAUCGGUCCACAAAGCAAAACCGACCGCGAAUAGCGAGGCAAAUAAAAAGGCGCGCGAGGCGAGAGAACAGGCACGACGACAAAUGAUCGAGGAGCGAAGACGAGCAAUGCGCUCUAAUGCGCAGAAGAUCGAUAAUUCCGUCGAAAUUUUCGCUCCUGAAACGUAACGAUAAAUCGUUGCACAUUGAAUCGGAGCUUGAACGAGCAAUACGAUCACUCGGCAUUGCGCCUCCUAGGGAAUAUUAAUAUGUAUAGACUGUCGGCUCUCAAAUGCAGAGAGAUAGAGAAAGAGAACGAAUUUGUAUGAGAUGAUAACAUCAAUCAGCAAUCAGCUUUAACAAAAAUCAAA